This is a messenger RNA of Zea mays, 726 nucleotides long. Its product is annotated as ferredoxin-6. Gene Ontology annotation, molecular function: 2 iron, 2 sulfur cluster binding; electron transfer activity. The record is from RefSeq and is marked validated. The transcript has a single exon. The coding region runs from base 154 to 618 and encodes 154 amino acids. Lineage: Eukaryota; Viridiplantae; Streptophyta; Magnoliopsida; Poales; Poaceae. Gene Ontology annotation, biological process: electron transport chain.
GUAGUACACAGCAUCAUCAAUCGACGCAAGCGCAACCACCUCCUCCCCUCGUGAUCCAGCCCUGCCCCGCUUCGUCUAGUUGACAUCAUUUCCCUUGCGCCUUCUUGCCAGCAAUCCAUCCAAUCCAUCCAUCGUGAUCACCUGGCAACCAAAAUGUCAACCGCCACCGCCCCAAGAUUGUCCGUCCCCAAAUCCUCCGGGGCAAGCUACCGGACCGCCGCUCCGGCGCCCAAGACGGCCCUCUCCUUCGUCGCCGGCCACAAGAGGCAGCAGGCGCUGCCCCGCGCGCGUCUGUCCAGCAGGAGGUUCGUCGUGGCGCCCGCGGCCGUGCACAGGGUGAGGCUGGUCGGGCCGGACGGGGCGGAGCACGAGUUCGAGGCCCCCGAGGACACCUACAUCCUGGAGGCGGCCGAGAGCGCCGGCGUGGAGCUGCCCUUCUCCUGCCGCGCCGGGUCCUGCUCCACCUGCGCCGGGAAGAUGUCGGCCGGCGAGGUCGACCAGUCGGAGGGCUCGUUCCUCGACGACGGCCAGACGGCCGAGGGCUACCUCCUCACCUGCAUCUCCUACCCCAGGGCGGACUGCGUCAUCCACACCCACAAGGAGGAGGAGCUGUACUAGUAGAGUUUUGGGUCGCUUAUAUAUGCGACAGUCAGUGUUUGUGGCGAAUGCAGUGAACUGAUUUGUAUACCAUACGAGGAAUAAUUGAUUCCAACAAUUCCAUACAAA